Molecule: messenger RNA, 1737 nt
Organism: Benincasa hispida (wax gourd)
Lineage: Eukaryota; Viridiplantae; Streptophyta; Magnoliopsida; Cucurbitales; Cucurbitaceae
Gene: ELO1
Product: Paxneb protein-like protein
Biological process (GO): tRNA wobble uridine modification
Cellular component (GO): elongator holoenzyme complex; cytoplasm; transcription elongation factor complex
Source: RefSeq, a predicted model, not a curated record
AUUUUUGCAGUUGUCUUGUUACCACUUCCCAUCUCUUUUGAAGUAGCGCGGUAUAAGGCCGCUUAUUGCUGAAAAUACGAAGUGGUUUCUGCCUUUCUGUGGCUGGAUGCAAAAGCCCACUGUCGAAACUAAGAACCGAGUUCUUCUCCCGCCAAUUUCAUCAACUAAACUUCUUCUGCUUUGACAGAAACACAACCCUGACCAUUGUUUUUUAGCUUUCAGGGUCUUCAUUGACUAGAAUAGACCAUAGAACCACCUUUUCUGGGAUGAUUUCCUCAACGCUUUAAAGCACUAGCCCAACUAUGGCAACGACAAAGCCCAGGACAAGCAGCUUCUCACGCAACUUUUCUUCUGCUCAUUCAUCUAAGACUCCAGGACUUAAACAUGGUCCCAAUGGCACCACAUUCAUAUCAUCCGGAAUACCAGACCUUGACAAGAUUCUUUGUGGUGGGUUUCCUUUGGGAAGCUUGGUCUUGGUGAUGGAAGAUGCAGAAGCUCCUCAUCACAUGCUUUUAUUGCGGAAUUUCAUGUCUCAGGGACUUGUUCACAACCAACCUCUUCUUUAUGCUAGUCCAUCCAGAGACCCAAGAGGAUUCUUGGGUACUUUGCCCAGCCCAGGGACAUCAAAAGAUGACAAAUCUCGUGAUAAUUCUACUGAACAGGAGAAGGGCUUGAGGAUUGCUUGGCAAUAUAAGAAGUAUUUUGGAGAUGAUCAAGAGAGCGCCAAUGCCAUUGAUAGUAAAUACGAGUUUUGCAAUGACUUUGAUUUGCGAAGGCCAUUUGACAGACAUUUUUUCUGCGGAAAGCAUGUGGAAUGUGUCAGUAUUCUAGACUCUUCUAGUCUUUCUACAUUUCCUGAAUGUUGUGCCACAUUCCUAUCACAAGUUCCAAGAAAUGAUGGUAAUAUAUCCUCUGCUGGCCGUAUUGCUAUUCAAUCAUUAUGUGCUCCACAAUGUGAUCACUCCAACAUGGAAUGGAAAAUGCUUUCCUUUUUAAGGUCUCUGAAAAGCAUGCUAAGGUCCUCAAAUGCAGUAGCUGUAGUGACGUUUCCACCUUCUCUUCUUUCGCCAUCCUUCUCUAAAAGAUGGCAGCACAUGGCAGAUACCUUGCUUUCUGUCAGAGCAAUCCCAGAUGAGGAUAAGGAAUUAGCGAAGCUCCUCACUGGUUACCAAGACAUGGUUGGUCUUCUCAAUGUGCAUAAAGUAGCUCAGAUCAAUACACAGGUUCCAAAGAUUCUUGAAGCCACUACGUUCUCUAUAAAGUUACAAAAGAGAAGGUAUUUAGUUUUAGAAUGCCUUAACCAAGCGCCUAUUGAUGGUUCAAGCGGCAGCUCAUAUGGCUCAACUGGGAGUUGUUCUGGGUCCUCUAAGACAGGUUCUCUCGAGUUUUAGUUUGCUAGUGACAUCAGCAUAAAGAGUUCAAGAGUUGAAUGUUCGAAGUUAAAAUGUUAAGUUUAAUAUGAUGUUUAUUGAUUGUUGAUUAUUUAUAUUUUCUCUCUCUGUUGGCUCGAUUAUUGUAUAAAUAUUCCUUUCAAAUACCUAGAACUAGGAAAAACCUUUUUGUUUAAUUAGUCUUUCUACAAUUUAAGAGAAAGAAAUGGACGAUUGCUUGAACAUCAUUAUCGUCAUAGGACGAUGGUGGUUAUCUAAAGAAAAGUAUGUUAUUUCCUUGUUCAUUGAGCUAUUAGAAAAAAUUGUAAUACUUUAAAGAAUAUAUAUAUAUAUAUAUAUUAAUGGA